UGUUCUAUAUUUUUGCAGCCUACUCUAACAGGUUACGUUUUAGAAAAAACAUUGAUUUGAAAUAUCAGAAAAAUGUUGAUGUUCACACGAAAAAUAAUUGGAGAUGUUUACUUGCACCAAAGCAAGAGUCUUAACUUUCAUAUGAUCCAACUGAUGCAUAUGAAUGCAGAUCAACUGAAAGAAAAACAAAAGGAAAUGAUGGCUCGUAGUUUGCCCAAACAGAAACCUAUCAAGGGUGUAAAACAGAUUUUGAUUGUGGCAUCUGGUAAAGGAGGUGUUGGAAAAUCAACAACUUCUGUCAAUUUAGCUGUAGCUUUGAAAAAUAUUGAACCAAAUAAAACAGUAGGAUUGCUAGAUGCUGAUGUGUUUGGUCCAUCUAUUCCCUUAAUGAUGAAUUUGCACGAGGCUCCAAUGUUGAAUAAAGAUAAUCUGAUGGAGCCACUUGUGAAUUAUGGGGUAAAAUGUAUGUCAAUGGGAUUUUUAAUUGACAAAAAGUCUUCUGUGGUGUGGAGAGGUCUGAUGGUAAUGAGUGCAUUAGAUAGAAUGAUUCGUCAAGUUUCAUGGGAUCCCUUGGAUUAUUUGAUUAUAGACACACCUCCUGGUACCGGGGAUACUCAUUUAUCAUUAAUUCAAAAUAUACCAGUUGCUGGUAGUAUUUUAGUUACAACCCCUCAAAAAGCAGCUGUUGAUGUCACAAGGAGGGGAGCAUCAAUGUUUCACAAGGUCAAUGUUCCAAUUGUUGGCAUUGUUUCCAAUAUGACUAAUGUUAUCUGUCCGAAUUGCAAUACCAAAGUACCUCUGGCCAAAGACACGACAGAUAGCUUAGCCAAAGAAUUGGACACCAAAAUUUUAUGUAAAAUUCCACUGGAGGAAAGUAUUAUGGACUGCUGCGAUAAUGGUAAACCUAUUGUACUUAGUGCUCCAAAUUCAGAGACAGCAAAAUCCUACAAAGAAUUGGCUCGAGCAGUGUCAACAUUUUUAAAAAUUCGCUUAAUCCAUUCUGACUAUCGCGGUAAAAACAUGGAGAGCAAGUUUACCAGCAUACAUUCUAGCCCAGAUGCGGAUAUUCACGACGUGCCGAUGGACGUACUGAUACGACCAUUUCAAUUAUCAGUUAAUAAUGAAAAAGUGGAAAGUUUGAUGAAAACAUUGAAAGAUCCCAGCACCGAGCACCAAGUACCGCCUGUAGAUAUCCUUUGGAUCAAGGGCAAAAAUGGUGGAGAUUAUUAUUAUUCAUUUGGAGGAUGUCAUCGUUACGCCGCUCACAAGCGAUUAGGAAAACCGACCAUCAAAGCGAAAAUCGUCGAAUCCACGAUAGCAGACUUGAAGACUUACCUGGGAAACUCGACUCCCGACUUGAAGUAAUUUUUAUAUGAUUGUUGAACUCGUUGUUUAUUUAUUUUUUACUUUAUUUUUAAACGUGGCAAGCACGAUCUCGCUCCACGAUGCAUAAUUAUUGUUUUUUUUUCGCAUUUUGAGUCAAAUGCGAGCAAUCAACACCUUAUUAAAUAAUCGUGAAAAGUGCAUUAUGCUCGAGCAAGGUCAAUGAAAAUAAAUAAUGUGCAUUUUAUUAGCAUAUUUACUUAUAGAAUAAAAGAACACCAAAAAUGCAAAGACUUGUGUUGCAUUUGAAAUCGAACGAAUUUUAAUAAGAUUUUUAAAUAAAAAAGAAUAAUGCGAUAGAAUUCAAUAUUUGCAAUUGUUUAUUAUUUUCUCAUCUUUUGCAAAAUUACUAUAGUGAUUCCAUUUUAGUAGAAUAAUACUUCUUUUUUUUACGCUUUACUCAAGUGUACACAAAUCAGUUUUUCAACCCAUUUCAUUAAUUCUACAUUUAAAUCACAUGCUCACAUAAUAGAUAACAUCUAUAUUGCCCUAUCAUACCGGUAUGUUUAAAAUACAAUAAUUGCAUUACGUCAAACUUCCCAAUAACUCAAUUGGUUUUCGAAAAUAAUAUAAAAAUUAUAUACCUCUGCUUUCAUAGAGUAUCUUACAAAUUAUGUUAGCAGUAUCGAAUGAGUCUCAUAGUCAAUCAAAUUGCAUCAACUGUUUUAUAUUAUUGACUAAUUAAAAUUUUCUUGUAAAAAUAAAACUAAUUGCACUUUCCAAAAGUAUAAAAAAAUC
This is a messenger RNA of Trichogramma pretiosum, 2121 nucleotides long. RefSeq names its product putative sulfiredoxin. Gene Ontology annotation, cellular component: mitochondrion; cytoplasm. Gene Ontology annotation, biological process: mitochondrial respiratory chain complex I assembly; cellular response to oxidative stress; iron-sulfur cluster assembly. Gene Ontology annotation, molecular function: ATP-dependent FeS chaperone activity; 4 iron, 4 sulfur cluster binding; ATP binding. The coding region runs from base 73 to 1365 and encodes 430 amino acids. The record is from RefSeq and is a predicted model, not a curated record. The transcript has 5 exons. NCBI's taxonomy places the organism in Eukaryota, Metazoa, Arthropoda, Insecta, Hymenoptera, Trichogrammatidae.